AAUGUCUUUCGCUCCCCUGCUGUGAUCUUGCUGGGCUGUGCUCAAGGACGAGACCCCGUGCUCUCUUCUGCCCCCUGGAGACAUGGCUUUUAAAUGGAAGAACUGGUACCUCCCCGCAGCCCUCUUGCUUCUGGGGAUCUUCUCUCUCACGGCCCUGAUCCUCAGCUUGGUGGGAAUCCACAAUGUCAUGCAACCUGCAGGAAACAAGUACGGACUGGUGUUUGAUGCGGGCUCGUCGCACACCUCGCUGUUCAUCUACCAGUGGCCGACAGACAAAGAGAACAACACAGGCGUCGUCAGCCAAACGUUCUCCUGUCACGUCAACGGGCCUGGGAUCUCGAGUUAUGCCGACAACCCUCCCCAAGCGGGCGCUUCCCUCCGCAAGUGCCUGGAUGAGGCCAUGACAGUUAUCCCUCGUGAACGGCAGCUCGAGACACCGGCUUACCUGGGGGCGACGGCUGGCAUGAGGCUUCUCAGGAAGAAGAAUGCGACGGCCUCCGCGCAGGUCCUGGAGGCGGUCGGGAAGGCCAUCCAGAAAUACCCGGUGAGCUUUCGAGGCGCUCGGAUCAUUACCGGGGAGGAUGAAGGUGCUUAUGGCUGGAUCACCAUCAACUAUCUGCUGGAAUCCUUUACCAAGUAUUCUGCCAAAAGCCGAGACUGGAUCCACCCGCGCUCAGCCAGCAUCCGGGGAGCACUGGAUCUCGGGGGAGCCUCAACCCAGAUUAGCUUUGUCCCGUCUGGCCACAUUGCCGACCCGGCCGAAGCCGUGCACUUCCGACUGUACGGGUUCGAUUACGCCAUCUACACCCACAGCUACCUGUGCUACGGGCAGAACCAGGUCCUCAAGCAAGCCAUCCGGAUUCUCGUGAAUUCCAGCUCCUCCGCCAGGAUUGACCACCCGUGCUACCCGGUGGGCUACAAUGAGUCCAUCGUGAUCUCUGAUCUCUACGACAGUCCAUGUGCCAAGCAUCUGGCGCCGCCUCUGCUCUUGUGGAACGUGACCCUGGUAGGCACUGGGAAUGCCACCCUGUGUCGGGAAACCUUCCGGAAGACCUUUGACUCCUCCAGCUGCAGCUACAAUGGAUCCUGUGGUCUCAAUGGGGUCUAUCAGCCCAAGGUCAACGGAAAAUUCCUGGCUUUUUCUGCCUAUUACUACACCUUCUACUUCCUGAACCUGACCAAGACGAAGCCGCUGGACACCGUCAAAGUUACCAUUCAGACAUUCUGCAGCAGGGAAUGGAAAGACGUGAAGUCCAGCUACCCUCGGGAGAAGGAGGAGCACCUGAAAAACUACUGUGCUAGCGCAAACUAUAUUCUUACCCUCCUGCUCGAUGGUUAUGGCUUCAGCGCGGACACCUGGGGAAACAUCGCCUUCCAGAUGCAGGCCACCAACUCGGACAUCGGCUGGACGCUCGGCUACAUGCUGAACCUCACCAACAUGAUCCCCCCCGAGGCCCCCCGGCAGCUGAAAGGGCACGAGGAGCCCGUGUGGGUGGCCAGCGUCGUCUUCAUCGCGGCCACGCUGGUGCUGUGCCUGGUUCUCCUGCUGCUGCAGGCCCUGCGGUGAGACGGGCGCUUGGGGACCUGGCAGGA
Varanus komodoensis (Komodo dragon) is the source of this 1593-nucleotide messenger RNA. It is a transcript of the gene ENTPD8, whose product is annotated as ectonucleoside triphosphate diphosphohydrolase 8. Gene Ontology annotation, biological process: nucleoside diphosphate catabolic process. The coding region runs from base 83 to 1567 and encodes 494 amino acids. Lineage: Eukaryota; Metazoa; Chordata; Lepidosauria; Squamata; Varanidae. The transcript has 10 exons. Gene Ontology annotation, cellular component: plasma membrane. Gene Ontology annotation, molecular function: GDP phosphatase activity; UDP phosphatase activity. The record is from RefSeq and is a predicted model, not a curated record.